AUGGCGAGAGCGUUGGUGGUUUCCGGUGGCCAUUCGGAUGCUUUCAUGGUGGGCAACUUCGGUGGACUAAUGAUCAUGCUUGGCAUGGUUUUUGUUUCACUCUCAAUUAUUUCUAUGGUCAUCUUCGCCUGUGGAGAUGAUAAUGAAUCUGGUGGAAGUGGAGGUGGAGGUGGAGGUGGAGGAGGGGUUGGGGUUAUGGCUGGGGGUGGGGGUUGCGGUGGUGGUGGUGGUGGUGGAGGUUGUGGAGGGGGUGGCGGCGGUUGUGGUGGAGGAGGUGGUGGAUCUAUUAAGGUAGACCAAUGGCAACGAAAAUGGAUACCAAAACAAAUGGCAAGAGAAUUGGUGUUUUUUGGUGGCCAACAGACAGAAGGUUUUGUGAUGGGAAGGCUUGAGUGCUUGUCCUUGCUUGGUGUGGUUCUCGUGUCACUUACGAUUUUUUCUAUGGUCAUAUUCGCUUGUGGGGUUAAUAAUGACGUCCCUAACAAACGUCGCGGAGGUGGAGGUGGAGGUGGAGGUGGGGGCGCCGUUGCUGGAGGUGGAGGUUGUGGCGGGGGAGGUGGAGGUUGA
Tripterygium wilfordii is the source of this 567-nucleotide messenger RNA. Its product is annotated as ctenidin-1-like. NCBI's taxonomy places the organism in Eukaryota, Viridiplantae, Streptophyta, Magnoliopsida, Celastrales, Celastraceae. The record is from RefSeq and is a predicted model, not a curated record. The coding region runs from base 1 to 567 and encodes 188 amino acids. The transcript is spliced from 2 exons.